AUGUCGACACAGUCGACUAGUCAGUCGACUGAAACGUGGCUCCUGGCUAAGUUCAACAAGCUAAUUGCGAAGGGUCUGGUCAUCUUUGACGAAAAUUAUCGUACAGUGAUGUGCACAGACCAGGAACUUACUUUCGAGUUCCGCAUCCUCAACAGCCACGCCAAAAAACCACUAGCCCCUGUCAACCCCCAGCAACACGCCGCUGCUCAACACCAGGGAUGCCGGCCCGGCAGCGACAUCGACGUGACCGGUUACGACGUGGCUUCCAUUGGGGAUACUCACUUUCUCACCAUCAACAAAUUCCCCUCUGUUAGGCCGCAUUACCUCAUUCUCACAAAGAACGGCUUCCGGAGACAAUUCGAGCCACUGGACUUCGACGACAUCACGGCCGUGGGCCGGGUGAUUUCCUCUUUCACAACGCGCCAUCUCGCCAUCUUCAACUGCGGAAUUAAGGGGGGCUGUAGCCGCUUGCAUAAGCACAUGCAGGUAUUUGCAGCGCCGGAGAAGUUCCAGCUAUGGCCUGAUGGCGAAGUGCAUAAGCUCCCGUUCAAGGUGUUCAAGCGCCAGUUUCGAAACGGAUUGCCCCCAGCGCAGGAGCUGUUGACAGCGUAUCAGGAGCUUCUGCGAGAGGCUGCACGGGCGCUGCGCAUUAAUCCGCCUGCGGAAGGGCAGCCUGCCGUUCCCCAUAACGUGGUGCUGGAUAAAAAAUGGAUAGUGGUGAUUCCGCGACGGAGUGAUAAGUGGGAGGGUGUAAUUGCGAACGCAGCGAACGCAGCGGGCAUGCUAGGGAUGGUGUGGGUAGGGAGCGACAAGGAGGUGAAUAACUGGUUGGAGCGCGGCCCAACGACGGUGCUCACUCAUCUAGGAGUGCCAAAUAAGUUGAGUAAGGGUAGAUUCAAACCCAAAGACUAG
This is a messenger RNA of Dichotomopilus funicola, 912 nucleotides long. RefSeq lists its product as uncharacterized. The record is from RefSeq and is a predicted model, not a curated record. Lineage: Eukaryota; Fungi; Ascomycota; Sordariomycetes; Sordariales; Chaetomiaceae. The transcript has 2 exons. Gene Ontology annotation, molecular function: ATP binding; ATP:ADP adenylyltransferase activity. Gene Ontology annotation, biological process: nucleotide metabolic process. Bases 1 to 912 code for a protein of 303 amino acids.